UAGUUCUCUUCCGGGACACCUCAGAACCUGCACGGUGACUUCUACUCUCAUGUCCCCGGUUCUUCCCCCGUGUCUCCUCGGUCCUCAGCCCCGCUCUGACCCGCCGCUCCGAGCACUCUAUCCCGGACGAAACAGAAAGCUCUCCCCCGGUCCUCGCUGCUCCGGCUGGGUCUGAACCGUGAGCCGGGGCUAGCUGGGAGGCUAGCGGGGUGUUAGCAGCGCAGGCGGCCGGGAGAAGGCUCGGUCCGGUCGGACAGAAGGAGCGAAGGUAUGGGAGGAGGGAACCACAACAAGGAGGUGGAGGAGAAGACAGCGACCCGGGGCCAGAGUGAUGUGAACAAACGGCUGAAGUACGUGAGCCUGGUGGUGCUCGUGUUCCAGAACGCGUCGCUCAUCCUCAGCAUCCGGUAUGUCCGCACGCUGCCGGGGGAGCGCUUCUUCACCACCUCCGCCGUGGUCAUGGCCGAGCUCCUGAAGGUCCUGACGUGUCUGCUCAUCAUCCUGCUGCAGAAGAGACUGAACGUGAAGGAGACGGUGUUGUUCCUGCUGGACGCCAUCGUGUUCCAGUACAAGGACACUCUGAAGCUGUCCGUCCCUUCGCUCAUCUACACGCUGCAGAACAACCUGCAGUACGUCGCCAUCUCCAACCUGCCCGCCGCCUCCUUCCAGGUGACGUAUCAGCUGAAGAUCCUCACCACAGCUCUGUUCAGUGUCAUGAUGCUCAGAAAGUCUCUGUCCAAAGUCCAGUGGGUGUCUCUGCUACUGCUGUUCGCUGGAGUCGCCAUCGUACAGGUGCAGCAGCAGGAGGGGAACAAGGAGGCGUCGGACAGCUCCAACCAGAACUACAUGGUGGGUCUGAUCGCCGUCGUGAUCAGCUGCCUGUCCUCGGGCUUCGCUGGUGUUUACUUUGAGAAGAUCCUGAAGGGGACCUCCGCCUCCGUCUGGGUGAGGAACGUGCAGCUGGGGAUCUUCGGCAUGGCGCUCGGCAUGCUGGGACUGUGGUGGAACGACGGCCCCGCUGUGGCCGAGCACGGCUUCAUGUUCGGCUACACCGACAUGGUGUGGUGCGUCAUCUUCAACCAGGCGUUCGGCGGGCUGCUGGUGGCCGUGGUGGUGAAGUACGCCGACAACAUCCUCAAGGGCUUCGCCACGUCCUUCUCCAUCAUCGUGUCCACGGUGAUGUCCAUCUACCUUUUCAGUUUCCACGUGGACAUGCUCUUCACGGUGGGGGCGGGGCUUGUCAUCGGGGCCGUCUACAUGUACAGCCUCCCCAAAGCGCCCGGCGGCGGCUCCUCGUUCCCGAGCUCCGUGCUGUCGCCAUCGUCGGUGCUGCCGAAAACAGGGGGAGACGUGGAGUUGGAGGCGUUUCUGCCAAAGUUUGCAGGUAAGGAGAAAGGAUCCUGAGAGGACGAGUGGAUCUGAGAGACGUCUGAUGGACAUUUGGACAAAAGCUGCUGAGCUCUCAGAAUGCCUGAAAAUCUAAACCUGGACUAUACAGUGUUAUUUUAAUUUUCUUAUUAGGGCCCGAGCACCGAACGGUGGGAGGCCCUGUUGAAAUUGUAAGGAUUCUUCUUAGCAAAUUAGUAAAAUCUUAGUAAAUUAGAAAUUGGUGAAAAUGUACGUAUUCUGGAGUAUUUGGAAAUGGGUGCGGCAAAAAAGCUCAACAGCACCACCUACGGGAAAGCCCCUCAUUUAGCAUUCACCGGUCCUCACUAAAAUGAGGACAGUUGUGUACCAUCUGAAUGUCCCCCCAC
This is a messenger RNA of Pleuronectes platessa (European plaice), 1754 nucleotides long. It is a transcript of the gene slc35a2, whose product is annotated as solute carrier family 35 member 2. Bases 271 to 1404 code for a protein of 377 amino acids. Gene Ontology annotation, cellular component: Golgi membrane. Gene Ontology annotation, biological process: pyrimidine nucleotide-sugar transmembrane transport. The transcript is spliced from 6 exons. NCBI's taxonomy places the organism in Eukaryota, Metazoa, Chordata, Actinopteri, Pleuronectiformes, Pleuronectidae. Gene Ontology annotation, molecular function: UDP-galactose transmembrane transporter activity. The record is from RefSeq and is a predicted model, not a curated record.